This is a messenger RNA of Manis javanica (Malayan pangolin), 1864 nucleotides long. NCBI's taxonomy places the organism in Eukaryota, Metazoa, Chordata, Mammalia, Pholidota, Manidae. The record is from RefSeq and is a predicted model, not a curated record.
UAUAGGAACCUGUGGGUGCGGGAGUCCAGAGGAGAGAGACGCAGAGGGGAAGACAAAGCCACUCUGCCUACGCUGGCCUGCGUCCUCUAGGAAGGCUAGCAGGAAGCAGGGCCAGCGGGAGCUGCCACCUGCCUGCUCCUCAGUGCCUGCUGGCAAGGCCAGAGAGGAAGAGAAGACGAUGGAGCCAGACAGGACUCAGAUAAAGCUUGACCCCAGGUACACAGCAGAUCUUCUGGAGUUACUGAAAACCAAUUACAACAUCCCCUCUGCCUGCUUCUCUCAUGCCCCCACUGCAGCUCAGCUUCUGAGAGAUCUCAGCGAGGACGUUCACGUCUGCCCCUCAGUCCUGGGCUUCAGCUCCCUGGAGUCUGCCCUCUCUUCCCACCCCAGCCCUGGGCCCUGCGGAAGUCGCUCUCACAGUCCUCAUGAGUUUGCUCGCGCUGGGCUCAGUCGCCAUCUUCCUGGAGGAUGCCGUCUACCUGUACAAGAACACCCGCUGCCCCAUCAAGAGGAAGACUCUGCUCUGGAGCAGCUCUGCACCCACGGUAGUGUCCGUGUUCUGCUGCUUUGGUCUCUGGAUCCCGCGUUCCCUCCUGCUGGUGGAGAUGGCCAUAACCUCGUGAGCGUCCUGCCCUGCCCCCAGAGCUGGUUUUACGCGGCCUGCUUCUGCCUGCUGAUGCAGGUCAUGGUGAAGGGCUUCGGGGGACCGGAGGCCGUGCUGAGGGUGCUGGGGGGGGCAGCGCUGCCCACGGGCACAGGCCCCUGCUGCUGCUGCUGCCCCUGCUGCCCCCCACUCAGGCUCUCCAGGAAGAAGCUUCAGCUGCUGAUGUUGGGCCCAUUCCAGUUUGCCUUCUUUAAGAUAACCCUGAGCCUGGCGGGCCUGUUUCUCAUCCCUGAUGGCAUCUAUGACCCGGCAGAUAUCUCCGAGGAGAGCACAGCUCUGUGGAUCAACACGCUCCUUGGGGUGUCCACCCUGCUUGCCCUCUGGGCUCUGGCCAUCGUCUUCCGUCAAGCCAAGCAGCACCUGGGCGAACAGAACAUAGGAGCCAAAUUUGCUCUGUUCCAGGUGCUUCUCAUCCUGACUGCCCUACAGCCAUCCAUCUUUUCAGUCUUGGCCAAUGGCGGGCAGAUUGCUUGUUCACCUCCCUUUUCCUCUAAAGUCAGGUCUCAAGUGAUGAAUUGUCACCUCCUCAUACUGGAGACUUUUCUCCUAACUGUGCUGACACGAAUGUACUACCGAAAGAAAGACGACAAGGCUGGGUAUGAACCUUUUCCUUCUCCAGACCUGGAUCUGAGCCUCAAAACCUGAGCUGGAUGGCUUGGACAAUGAAUGAGAGACACUGCACUCAUUAGAUGGGCACACGAUUCCCUCACUGUCACUCAAACUUGACCUAGUAGAAAUGGAGUCCAUUGUCAGCAUAAGCUGGCAGAUUACAUUUGACUAUAAAGAUGAAGGUGAAUCAUGCAGUAGGAUGAAAUUGUUUUGGACCUUGCCUGGGUAAGGUAUUUUAGGUUUUAUAAUAAACAAACAGGAUGAAAUCUGAAAUUCUGACUGGGCACAUUGCCUCUGUGAGGGCCACCAUUAGCUCUUAAAGUUGUAUAUUGAAAGCUCACACUGGGCUUUCCCAAAGUAAAUGAAGAGUAUAUGGUAGUUUGUCUGCUAUAAAAAUGGGCAGAACUCAAGCCAGGUAAAAUAGUCUGAGCCCAAAGUCUCAAAGAACAGAUGGAAGAUGUUUCCUUACAGAUGAUGUGUCAUUAGGGCACUGAGGGCAUCAGACCUAGGAUCUGGACCAGCUUCACUUUGUGGGACAAUGGUUUUCUGAGUUUUCUGUGCCAAGCUGCAAAAGGACUCCCCUGAGAAUAU